AUGGAAGAUCGAAAAUCAUCAAAAUCCGAAACGAAAUCUCGAACGUCAUCGAGCAAAUCAUCGAAAUUGUAUUCCAGCAAAUAUGGCGAACGUAGCAAUAGUCGUGAAAGUUCCAUGGCCAUGCAAAAAUAUAAUCCGAAUAUGCGUUUUAUACGCAAAAGUGUGGAAACGCCGGCACGAAAUGUUACCACCAACUAUCUGGAAUUGGAAACAGAAUUUCCCCGAGAUUAUGAUGAUAAUAUUGAAAUGUUAUCUCGUGAAGCGGAACAUUUGGAAGAACAAUUUCGUACCCCGACACGUACAAGUACAACAGACUUAACAUGUGGUACGGAAAUAAUUCGGCCCGUAACGCCUACACCAACACGUAUUGUACGCCCCGAGGGUGUCGAGUUAAAGCUUCGAGAAUCACCCAGUACCCCGGAGAAAGAAUCGAAAUCAUCGCGUGCAGGUGGUAAACAUUCAAAACGUGUAGGGUUUAAGGUUGAAGAGAAGCUGGAGGAACAAGUUGCUGAAUGUAGUGUGGUGGCAAAGGGUACAUCGAAGCUGUCGCAUGCUGAAAGUCCCCAAACUGAUUCACAGAAAACUAAUUUACAAAUACCAAAAACAACAACAUCAUUGUCAUCAAGUGCUCCUGCCACUCCGGUACCGGUGUCAACGACGACCACAACUACUAUUUCCACAAAGGAUGAUGAUGACGAACCGGUAGCCAUGUCGCCAUGUGGUCGUUUUUUUAAAUAUGACAAGGAAGUCGGCAGAGGUAGCUUCAAAACUGUUUACCGGGGCUUGGACACCGAAACUGGAGUGGCCGUGGCCUGGUGUGAAUUACUCGACAAGCAAGUCAAGAAAAGUGAACGCAAACGUUUCCGCGAAGAGGCCGAUAUGCUGAAGAAGUUACAGCAUCCCAAUAUUGUACGCUUCUAUACCUAUUGGGAAUUUAGUGUGGCGCGUAAGAAAAAUAUUGUCUUGGUCACAGAGCUAAUGUUAUCCGGCACCCUGAAAUCCUAUUUGAAACGUUUCAAGAAAAUCAAUCCCAAGGUAUUGAAAUCGUGGUGUCGUCAAAUACUCAAGGGUUUACAUUUUUUACAUACCCGUCCGCUGCCUAUUAUACAUCGGGAUUUGAAAUGUGAUAAUAUUUUCAUUACCGGUACCACGGGUAGUGUAAAAAUUGGCGAUUUGGGUUUGGCCACACUGAAAAAUCGUUCACAUGCCAAAUCGGUAAUUGGCACGCCGGAAUUUAUGGCACCCGAAAUGUACGAGGAGCACUACGAUGAAUCGGUGGAUGUGUACGCCUUCGGAAUGUGCAUGUUGGAAAUGGCUGUGUCCGAAUAUCCCUACAGUGAGUGCAAGGGCCCGGCCCAGAUAUAUAAAAAGGUGAUAUCGGGUAUUAAGCCGGCGGCUUUGAGCAAAGUCGAAGAUCCCAAGGUAAGGGAAAUUAUUGAAAAAUGUAUAGAACUGAAAAAGGAAGAUCGCCCAAAGUGUAAGGAUUUAUUAAAUUCCGAAUUCUUUGAAGAGGAUAUUGGUAUUCGCGUAGAACCCACUUCGACGGAGGCCUUUCUAGAGAAUCCCAAUAAUAAUGUUAUUGAGUUUCGUUUGAGAUUUUUGGAUCCCAAGAAGCGAUCUUCAAAACACAAAGAAAACGAAGCCAUUCAAUUUGAAUAUGAUGUGGUCAAUGAUGAUUGUGAACGGGUGUGUGAUGAUAUGAUGCAGGAGAAUCUUAUUACCGAAGAAGAUGCUCGUGCCAUUGUACGGCUCUUGAAAGUCCAAGUAUUUUCAUUGCUGAAAGAACGUGUCCAGCGGCAAACACAAUUUCAAUUACAAAAUGAAAAGUCGCGUUUGGAAAAAAUUGCUCUACAAAAGCAACGUGAAAUGUUGCCGGAAAAUGUUGAAGAAGAAGAGGAGGAGGAUGAAGUCGAUUCCGAAGAAGAUGAGGAUGGCAAUAAGGCUAGUCAAAAACAAUUAAAUCAAAUGCAAGUAGGAACAACAGCAUCUAGCACACAAAUGGUAGGUGAUCAGCAGCAGCAACAACAGUUGCAACUCAAUGAUCAGGCGACAAGACCCCAAACAUAUUUGCAAUUCCAAUCGACUCCUAUAUCUUCAUCUGGUUCUCAGGAUGAUCAAAUAACAUCGCCCACAAAUGCGGCGCCCUCUACAACUCAACCCCAGUUCUAUAAUUCUAGUCAAAUAUCAUUGGCCAAUUCGUUGAAUGCCAUUUUACAGCCGGCCAGCAAUCAGUCAGGACAAAAUUUUGUUCAACAGCAGCAACCAUCACAAAUGGAUUUUGGGGCUCAACAACAACCCCCCCAACCUCAAGUGGAUUAUUUAAACCAAGCUAAUAGCCAACAAAUAGUCCAGCAUCAACCACAAGCACAGGUGGAUUAUUUGAAUCAACAAAGUAAUCAGCAGCAGACAACAAUGCAACAACAACAGCAACCACAAGCUCAAGUGGAAUAUUUAACUCAGACAAAAUAUAUCACCCAACAACAACCACAACAAUUGGAAUAUAUCACCCAACAACAAUCACAGCAACAACAGCCCCAACAAUUGGAAUAUAUCACCGCACAGCCGCAACAACAUCCCAUUAUUGAGUAUGUCCCACAACCAACACCUCCCGUACAGCUACAACAAACCCAACCUGAAUUUGUGUCCCAACAAAAACAGCAACAACAAACCCCACCCAUACAAUCGCAACCAACACAACAGGAGUUUCAACAACAAACACAACCAGAAUUUGUACAACAAUCCCAGCAACAGAACCAAACGCAAACGGAAUAUUUACAGCAACAGAACCAAACGCAAUUAAUACAACAACAAGUCCCGCCACGGGAAUAUGUUGCCCAACAACCUCAACAGACUCAAGUGGAAUUUAUACCUCAGGUGGAAUUUAUUGCUCAACAAACACCCACAGCCAUACAGCAGGUUCAACAAAUUCAAGCUCCCCAGCAGCAGCAACAACAGACACCAAUUGAAUAUGUUGCUCAGCAUACAACACCACCAGCACAGACACAACAUUUGCAGCAACCAGAAUUUAUAACCACUCAGCAGCAACAGCAAACGCAUGUUGUUGCCCCAACAGAAUUCAUUUCUAAUCAGCAACAACAACAAAUUGUUGCCCCAUCAGAAUUUAUUUCCAACACACCACAACAACAACAUGUGGCUGGUCAAUCCAUACAACAAAAUCAAAUGCCUAAUGCUUCUGGUCAACAGCCUCAACUGCAGCAACAACAACAACAAAAUGGUUAUAUGCCUCAAACCCAGUUGGAAUUUAUUCCACAGCAGCAGCAACAACAACAGCCACAGUUGCAACAUGAUUUUGUUGGUCUUCAAACACCACCGGCCCAACAAACACCUCAGCAACAGGUCCAGCCAGAUUUUGUUAAUCAAUUGUCAGCUCAGCAAAAUCAAAACCAGGUGGAAUAUAUAAGUCAACCAGUGGCAACUCAGCACCCCCAACAAUCUCAGCCUUCCCAGGUGGAAUAUGUAAGCCAACAAAGCCAAGUGGCAACACAGCAGCACCAACAAUCACAGCUCUCACAAGUGGAGUAUGUAACCCAGCAGUCUCAGCAACAGCAACCACAACAAAUGGAAUAUAUACAACAACAAAUCCCUGCAGUACAACAGCAACAGCCACAGGUUGCUCAAAUAGAAUAUGUAAACCAACAGAGUCCAGCACCACAGCAAACACAAAUUCCCCAAAUGGAAUAUGUAACCCAGCAAACAACUGCUCCGCAAACUACUCAAGUGGAAUAUAUGGGUCAGCAAAAUCAAGUCCCACAACAACAAUCACAACAACAGAUUCAGCAAACUGUGACCAAUCAACAAGCCACAUCCACGCCCACAACAACAACAACUCAACAGCCCCAACUGGAAUAUGGGGCGCCACAGAAUCAAACCCAAGCAAUGCCAGCCACUGGACAACUCCUCAUAAAUGGCCAACAACAAUACAUUCCAUAUGAUUCCCAGCAGCAGCAACAACAACAAUCACCUGCACAACAAACGCAAAUAUUCCAACAACAAAAUCCCCCUAACACACAACCAAUUCAAGAGACAUCAGUUGUGGAUUCUCCCGUAUCUGCGGGCCAACAGCCACAGGCGGCAUUCUCAGAGGCCAUGAACAAUGGUACGACAGUUAUACCAGAACUAAAUGUAACCAAUUCUUCAGAUUCCAAACUUACCAAUGGUGUUUUGGAAAAUCAAGAAACAAUUCAAAAUUCACCUUUGGGCCAGGCUAAUACAAACCAAUACAACGAAAUUAAUUCACUACCAACGCAACCUAACCUCACAAAUCCAGUUGUCGGUGAAUCAUCCAAUCCCAACAGCUAUCAAGAGAAUACCGGCAAUAAUUCCGAUUCAGCAUCUCGAAAAACUAGCACAGCUUCGGAAUAUACCACAAUUACAUCGGAUUAUUCCCCGGAAAAUACCAUCACCCCCAAUUCGGUAUUUCCGCCACGGAAUCAAUAUGUCGAUUUUCUGCAAAAUGAAUAUCCCAAUGUGAAUAUUAUUAAGGACUCCUUGCAGGAUAUUAAAAAGGAGGAUUUGGGAAACAUCAGCAGUGAUGAAUGUACCACAGAGAAUUCUUCACCCCCCUAUGAUUUUCGUGGUUCCAUACCGAAUACUGCAAAUACCCCUGAGAAUAGUAUGAAGGCGGGGCGUAAAAUAUCACGUUUCUUUGUAAAUCCUGUGGUCUUGCCGAAUUCGAACAGCACCACCGCAGCAACAACAACUAAUUCAGAGGAUAGUAAUUCCUUGGGAGAAUCAAAGAACGCCACACAAAUUGAACAGCAGGGUGGUGGUGGCGGCGGUAGUUCCAAGUCUGCAGCAGUGCCUCUGUAUGUUACACCCUCCGGUGAGGAGGCUAGUAAUGCUGUUAUGGCAGCCACCAAUGGUAAUACAAAUCAUUCGCUGGAACAACUGAAAAUCGAAUUGGAAAAUAUUACCCAUGCCCAGGCGUUUGCCUCGGCCAUUGUGGCCUCCAUUAACAAUGAACAUCAACAGCAACAACAACCGCAGCAGCAGGUGACAACACAGUUGACACCUCUUCUUCAACAGCAGCAGCAACAACAGUUACAUGUCCAGGGUGAUGAUGAUACACCCACAGGACCAUUGAGUUCCACACGCAGCUCUACCACCUUUAACUCGAGACGUACCUCUUUGGAUAACAGUGGCUGUAAUGAUAUACAAAAUGCUAUGCCCCUGUUGCAACCGCAACAACAAACCCAUCUCUUGACACAACCAACACAAACGCAAUUUUCCGAAUUUCCUUUGCAAAAUCCAAUUGCCGAACCCAUUGUCAAUAUUUUCGAACACAUGGAUCUGCAUCAAAAACUCUCCAAACAAAAUAGUUUGGAGACACCUCAACUACCACCAUUGUCAGGGGGCAGUGUUGAUUCCACCAUCACCACCAAUACCAAUACGCAGCGUAUGUGUGGCCUCAGCCAAACUAGUAUUGCCGAUUUGGAGAAAAAACUGGCUGCCCUAAGGAAUGUGGAAAUGACAGAUGAAGUUUUCAAUGAACAGCAGAGGACGGAACAGGAAUUGAAUGCCCGUAAGGUAUCGCGAUUUUGUGUUAGUCAUGUUCAAGAACAGCAGCAGCAGCAACUGCAAGCGGCCGCAGAACUGCAGCAGCAGCAGCAGCAACAACAGCUUCUGUUGCAGGAACAACAGGAUACCACACCGACCCAGGAACAACCAUUUGUGGUGCCCGUGACAGUGGCCAUACUAAGGCCUACAAUUGAUUUACAGGCCAUUAAUAGUACGGCCAAUAAUAGUUAUAAUACCCCCACGGAGUUAUUGUCGCCUUCGUCGUUAAACUAUCAGCCUUUGGGUUCGUCGGCGAUACAAAAUCCGGUAACAGCCUCAGCUGCUGCUGCUGUGGUUGUACCCUUGCAAGGUGCUACUGCUGCUCCAAUGUCGGCUCCCAUCUAUAACAUGGAACCAGCUGCUCAAUUACAACAACAACUGCAACAGCAAAUUCAACAACAAAUCCAGAGAUCCAAUGCCAUACAAGCAGAUCUACAGUUGCAACAGCAGCAAUUGCAACAACAACAACAGCAGCAACAACAGCUAUUCAAUCAGACCAUGGCAAAUGUAAUCAAUCAACAAAAUCAGCAACAACCAACAGCUCUUCAUCCCUAUCCUUAUAUACCACAAGAUUUAGUAGAAUCCGCCGCCGGCCGUCUAGCCUUGGCCACCCAGGAGGAACCUAUGUCAUUGGCCGCCACCCAUCCCAAUCUCUUGCCUACAGUCAUACAAUCGGAUAUUAAACACAAUCUAGAUUCCCUGGUCAGCCAGCUGUGUAGUACCCGGCUGGGAGCCACCCAACAUCAACGUUUGCUCUUGCUACGACAACGUCAGCUAAUCGAAGAGGACGAAUUGCGUCUCAAACACUAUGUGGAAUAUGAAAAAUUCCACAAGGCAAUGCGUCAAUCGUCCAUGGAUAUGGUACACACUCAGCAGCCGAUGUUGUACAUACAACCAACCACGAUAAAUCAACAGGGUUAUAUAAAUCUAACCAGUGGAUUUAUGCCACCACCGUUUGGUUCGGUUGGUAGUAUGGCAGGACAUGGGUAUCCCCAUUUCCAGCAGCAACAUUCAAUGUUUAAUACCAAUGUUCAGACAACAGCGGCCAUGUCGGGAUAUGCGGUAAUGUUAAAUCCACAAUUGGCAAUGCAGCAACAACAGGCUCAGCAGCAGCAACAACAACAACAAGCGAACAUGCCAUCACAAUAUACUAUUGUUACAAAUGUGGCAGCAACGGGAGGAGUUCAACAACAGUCCCAGCAGCCUCCGCUACAACAUCAACCCCAGCCACAAAUGGGAAAACAACAACAUCCGCAGCAGCAGCAGCAAAUACUUGGCCCGGCAAAUGCCACAACCGCCACGGCUGCCACAAAUAUUUUCCCUCAAACCAUGGCAUUUGGACAGGACUAG
Molecule: messenger RNA, 6927 nt
Organism: Musca vetustissima
Lineage: Eukaryota; Metazoa; Arthropoda; Insecta; Diptera; Muscidae
Product: serine/threonine-protein kinase Wnk-like
Exons: 6
Coding region: 1-6927 (2308 amino acids)
Biological process (GO): intracellular signal transduction; monoatomic ion homeostasis; positive regulation of potassium ion import across plasma membrane
Cellular component (GO): cytoplasm
Molecular function (GO): ATP binding; protein serine/threonine kinase activity; chloride channel inhibitor activity
Source: RefSeq, a predicted model, not a curated record